This is a messenger RNA of Zingiber officinale, 2910 nucleotides long. RefSeq names its product linoleate 13S-lipoxygenase 2-1, chloroplastic-like. NCBI's taxonomy places the organism in Eukaryota, Viridiplantae, Streptophyta, Magnoliopsida, Zingiberales, Zingiberaceae. The record is from RefSeq and is a predicted model, not a curated record. The transcript has 9 exons. Gene Ontology annotation, molecular function: metal ion binding; protein binding; oxidoreductase activity, acting on single donors with incorporation of molecular oxygen, incorporation of two atoms of oxygen. Gene Ontology annotation, biological process: lipid oxidation. The coding region runs from base 16 to 2823 and encodes 935 amino acids.
GAGGGACCACAAAAAAUGGUCCAAGGAGAUCCUGCCUCUCGUCAUAUGAACCCCUCAAUCCCGUUUGUUCGUUUCCGCUACGAUUGGUUGAUCCAUCCAACAAUGUUGAAGCAAGCAGCCCUGCAACCCUCCCUCGCCUUCUUCCCGCGCCGCCCUGUCCUCUCCGCCGGCAGCAACUCGGCUGUGCUACCCUUCGGGAACCGCCGCCGCCAGAAUGGCAACAGCAAUAAGGUGCGUUGUGCUGCCGCGGCCGACGAGUCGUCGGCUGCGGGGAUGGAGCCGCCAACGUUACUGACGGCAACGAAGAGGCCGGCGACGGUGAAGGCCGUGGUCACCGUCCUGAUGACCGUCGGGGGAGUGUUCGCGCACGUGGGCAUCACGCGCGGGCUCGACGACUUUGGCGAUUUGUUCGGCCGUAGCCUCCGCCUUGAGCUCGUCGGCGCCACGCUUGACCCCCAAACAGAAUCGGAGAAGAAGACGGUCUCGGCCUUCGCCCACAAGACCAAGACGGGAGUCGAGAGCAUUACGUACGAAGCAACUUUCAGCGUACCUCCAAAUUUCGGAGAGAUCGGAGCAGUGGCCGUCCGAAACGAGCACCACGAGGAGAUGUUUCUCAAAGAUAUCGUUCUCACGAUCGACGGCGACGAUUCCGCUCCGCUUGUUUUCAGUUGCAGGUCUUGGUUGCACUCCAAGUUUGAUGAUCCGCAAGACAGAGUCUUCUUCACCAGCAACAAGUCUUACUUGCCGUCGGAGACGCCGAGCGGACUCCAGCGUCUGCGGCAGCGGGAACUGGAGAUACUGCGCGGCGACGGCACCGGCCAGCGGAAGAAGUUCGAGAGGAUUUAUGACUACGACGUGUAUAAUGAUCUCGGGAACCCCGACAGCGACUCCGCCCUGGCGCGGCCCGUCCUCGGCGGCUCCGUCGCGCACCCCUACCCCCGCCGGUGCCGCACUGGCCGCCCUCCAACCCACUCAGAUCCUAAAUCCGAGCAGAGGAGCGGGAACGUGUACGUGCCGAGGGACGAGAGCUUCUCGGCGGUGAAGCAGGUGACGUUCUCGGCGAAGACGGUGCGGUCGGUGAUGCACGCGCUGCUGCCGUCGCUGGAGACGGCGAUGGUGGACGCUCGGAUGGGCUUCCCCUACUUCACCGCCAUCGACAAGCUGUUCGACGAGGGCGUGGCUCUGCCGCCGCACGACUCCAUGCACGCCUUCCGCACCAUCGUGCCCCGCCUCGUGAAGGCGCUCGCCGCCGGCGCCCAGAACCUCCUCCAGUUCGAAGUCCCAGAGAUGAUCGACAGAGACAAAUUCUCAUGGUUUAGAGAUGAAGAAUUCUCUCGGCAGACUUUGGCCGGUCUCAAUCCUCUCAGCAUUCAACUAGUCACGGAAUUUCCAUUCGUAAGCAAGCUUGACCCAAGCAUUUACGGCUCGCCGGAGUCGCUGAUCACGGCGGAGCUCAUCGAGAGAGAAAUCAAAGGAAUCAUGGCCUUCAAAGAGGCGUUGGAGCAGAAGAAGCUGUUCAUAUUGGACUACCACGACCUGCUGCUCCCGUUCGUGCACAAGAUUCGGGAACUGGAGGACUCCACGCUCUACGCCUCCCGGACGUUGUUCUUCCUCACGCCGGAGGGCACCCUGCGGCCGAUCGCCAUCGAGCUCACGCGGCCGGCGUCGCCGAAGAAGCCACAGUGGCGGCAGGUGUUCACGCCCAGCUGGGACGCCACCGGCGCCUGGCUCUGGAGGCUCGCCAAGGUGCACGUCGUGGCCCACGACGCCGGCUACCACCAACUCGUCUCCCACUGGCUCCGGACUCACUGCUGCAUGGAGCCGUACAUCAUCGCCGGCAACCGGCAGCUGAGCCAAAUGCAUCCGAUCUACCGCCUGAUGCACCCCUACUUCCGCUACACUAUGGAGAUUAACGCCCUCGCUCGCGUCUACCUCGUCAACGCCAAUGGCAUCAUCGAGCAGACCUUCGCGCCGGGAAAGUACUCCCUCGAGCUCUGCUCCGCCGCCUAUGGCCAGCAGUGGCGCUUCGACAUGGAGGCUUUGCCUGCCGACCUCAUCCGAAGGGGAAUGGCGGUGGAGGAUCCAGAAGCAGAACACGGUCUCCGGCUCACAAUCGAGGACUACCCCUACGCCCAGGACGGCCUAUUGAUCUGGUCUGCCGUCGAGCAGUGGGUGGCCGAUUACGUGGGCCACUACUACUCCUCGCCGGCCGACAUCGCCGCAGACUCCGAGCUCCAAUCGUGGUGGACGGAGGUGCGCACCAAGGGCCACGCCGACAAGCAGAACGAGCCAUGGUGGCCGUCGAUCGACUCUCAGGACGACCUCGUUCGGGUCCUAACCACCAUCAUCUGGGUCGCCUCCGGCCACCACGCUGCCGUCAAUUUCGGGCAGUACCAGUUCGGCGGCUACUUCCCCAACCGCCCCUCCACCGCGCGGACCAACAUGCCGGUGGAGGACGCGAGCGACAGCGACCUGGCGAAGUUCCGGGCCAAGCCGGAGGCGGAGCUGCUGCGUUGCUUCCCGUCGAAGAUCCAGGCGACGCUGGUGAUGGCGAUCCUGGACGUGCUGUCGUCGCACGCGCCGGACGAGGAGUACUUGGGGAAGGAAGCAGAAGCAGCGUGGGAGAAGGAUCCAGUGAUCCACGCGGCCUUCGAGCGCUUCAACGGGCGACUGAGGGAGAUCGAGGGGAUCAUCGACGGGAGGAACGCCGACUCGACACUGAUGAACCGAUGCGGCGCCGGGAUCGUGCCGUACCAGCUCCUGAAGCCCUACUCUGAACCAGGAGUCACCGGAAUGGGCGUCCCCAACAGCAUCUCCAUUUGAGUCUUGCAAAUCGAUGUAGCAUCGUGCAUUCAUCAGAAAUAAUUGUGCUCCGACCAUCUAGUUCUAUCGAGUGCAGCUUUUAGUACA